AUGUCAUGUGCCGCUUAUAUUGAAGGCCUUACUACCACCAGCAUAUUUCCUACUUACUUAGAGUCUUUGCUCUCCGUAGAAGAUUUGGAUCCCUUGAGUACGCUACAAAAAACAGUGUCACAAACAGGAACCGACUAUUUCCGGCUUAGUCUUCUUAGCAGCCAAUCUCUUGGUGUGACUAGUGAGACGUCCGGAGAACUACAGGUUUGGUUGGAUAGACAACUACGUUUUGACGACGGACGAGGCCUCGGUGAGGGCAUAUCCGAUAAUCGGGCUACAAUUUCCAAAUUUCGUCUUCUCCUUGAGAAGGUCCCGAAUCCUGAGAGCAUAGAGGUAAGUGAAGUGAACGAUGGUCAUUAUCGUCGGGAUAUGAAUGAUUUUUGUGUUGGCGUGUGA
This is a messenger RNA of Protopolystoma xenopodis, 396 nucleotides long. The record is from the annotation of a GenBank genome assembly. NCBI's taxonomy places the organism in Eukaryota, Metazoa, Platyhelminthes, Monogenea, Polystomatidea, Polystomatidae.